Messenger RNA from Aphanomyces astaci, 1134 nucleotides. RefSeq lists its product as hypothetical. Gene Ontology annotation, biological process: cytoplasmic translation; ribosomal large subunit assembly. The record is from RefSeq and is a predicted model, not a curated record. Gene Ontology annotation, cellular component: cytosolic large ribosomal subunit; ribosome. Bases 70 to 654 code for a protein of 194 amino acids. Gene Ontology annotation, molecular function: RNA binding; structural constituent of ribosome. Lineage: Eukaryota; Oomycota; Saprolegniomycetes; Saprolegniales; Verrucalvaceae. The transcript has 2 exons.
CUGGUGCGCACAUUGGGUGGCAGUUGUUGGCGUUGGGUAGUUGGAUUGUCAUUUCUGAAGUAAUUAAAGAUGGCUCCUGCUAAAGCUGCUGCCAAGUCCGCCAAGCCUGCCAAGAAGGUCGCCCGCCGCCAAAACGUCGUGUUGGCCCGUGGCAUCAACGCCAUCUCGGCCAACUCGUUGUCCAAGUCCAACGGCCGCUUCAACGCCGCCGCCAAGGCCAAGGCUGUCGUGAAGAAGGUCUCCACCAAGACUCUCCAAAACAAGAAGUGGUACCCCACGGACUACAUCCCGAAGCCGUUGCCUUCGGCCAAGACUGCCCGUAACUCGGUGAAGACCGCCAAGCUCCGUGCGUCCAUCACCCCCGGCACCGUGCUCAUCUUGUUGUCUGGCCGCUUCCGCGGCAAGCGCGUCGUGUUCUUGAAGCAAUUGGCUUCCGGCACGUUGCUCGUCACCGGUCCUUACAAGAUCAACGGUGUGCCCCUUCGCCGCGUGAACCAAGCGUUUGUCAUCGCCACGUCGACCAAGAUCGACAUCUCGGACGUGACGCUCCCUGAAUUGAACGACGCUUCGUUCGCCAAGGAGAAGAAGACCCACGCCAAGAAGUCUGAAGACGAAUUCUUUGCCCAAUCCAGCACCGUACGUGUUGCAUGCUAACACCCUUUAUAUCUACCCCCGUCCCUCGGAUUCACUCGGGGAUAUAUCUACGUACCUACCUGUGCCGACAAACCACUGGCACCCUACACUACACUUACCCUUCGUCGGUUCCAUCGACGUGAUGGAAACGAUGAUGGAAGCUGUGUAGUGGUUGGUGUAGUGCCGGCACGGUAGGAGUAGUGAUGACCCAACGGCGCUUGGAAUCGCCUACCAAAGAUCCCAUCUAACACUUGCUAAUCCGUCGUGAUGAUUAGACUGCGAUUGUGUCGGAACAGCGCAAGAAGGACCAAAAGGCCGUCGACGCUGCCCUUCUCAAGAAGAUCAACGCCACUGCCCACUUGAAGCACUACUUGAACGCCAAGUUCAGCUUGACCAAGAACGACCGCGUCCACGAAUUGAAGUUUUAAGUCCCUCGGGAUCAAAACAACAUCACUAGUGAUAGCAGAAAGUGACACCACAAUACAGGGCAUCUUUACUUCA